Molecule: messenger RNA, 1007 nt
Organism: Perca flavescens (yellow perch)
Lineage: Eukaryota; Metazoa; Chordata; Actinopteri; Perciformes; Percidae
Exons: 6
Coding region: 360-1004 (214 amino acids)
Source: RefSeq, a predicted model, not a curated record
CCCGGCACAGCGACGGGUCCCGGCACAGCGACGGGUCCCAGCACAGCAACCGGUACCGACACAGGAAGCGGUCCAGGCACAGCGACGGGUCCAGGCACAGCGACAGGUCCCGGCACAGCGACGGGUCCAGGCACAGCGACGGGUCCCGGCACAGCGACGGGUCCAGGCACAGCAACCGGUACCAACACAGGAAGCGGUCCAGGCACAGCGACGGGUCCAGGCACAGCGACGGGUCCAGGCACAGCGACGGGUCCCAGCAGAGCAACCCAUACCGACACAGAAAGCGGUCCAGGCACAGCGACGGGUCUCAGCAAAGCAAACUGUACCAACACAGAAAGCGGGCCAGGCACAGCGACCAGAUGGGACACAACAAGCAGUCCAGGCACAGAGAUUUGUCUAAAAACGAUGACGAAAGUGUUCAAACGCCACUUUCAAGAUACACUGGGAGGUCUUUCUCAGAGCAGAGUAACAGGUCCUCUGCACAUGAAUCCAGUACAGGGUCUCGUAGGGAAACAGACUUAAGAUUUCCAAUGGCCAUGGCAAUGUUUCAGAAAAAAGUCUUAACUAAAUUGGUGGAUAUCCACAUGGAGGUCAGAAGGCUGGGAAAAAGCGAGCCUCCCCUGUCAUCUGCCCAUAUAGAGCUACUGGAGACAAUGGAGGAGUUUGACAGACAGGAGGAACGCCUGAAGGACAAGCAAGCUUUUGAGUCCCUGGUUUUGCAACUUGCAAGAAUUGGAGGGAAAGAUGUAAGGGAUUGUGUCCACAAAAUUCUUGACAGGCUCUUUACCAACCGGCUAAUGGCAAAAUUCGAUAUGAAGGGGAAGGGGAAGAAGCAGAAACUACCUCUGGAGAAGACUACAACUUUUGAAGCAAUUAAAGCUGCAGUCAUGCAAUGGGAUAAAGAAGCUACAGAGGCUACAAUCAAGCAUCAUGCAGCAGAACAUCUCAAACAUGCGCCGGGGAGGAAGGGAGGUGGAGGGCAUACAGGGGUGGAAAGUAACUAGAAA